Labrus bergylta (ballan wrasse) is the source of this 2480-nucleotide messenger RNA. RefSeq names its product deoxycytidylate deaminase. Gene Ontology annotation, biological process: pyrimidine nucleotide metabolic process. The record is from RefSeq and is a predicted model, not a curated record. Lineage: Eukaryota; Metazoa; Chordata; Actinopteri; Labriformes; Labridae. Gene Ontology annotation, molecular function: zinc ion binding; dCMP deaminase activity.
CACAGCAACAUCGCAGGAGGAGCAGGGACAACAUCGAUUCACCUCUUUGAUUUGAUCUGGAAAAGGAUGGCUCUUACACCCGGGAGAGACGACUACCUGAAGGAUUCCAAGUACUUCAUGGCUGUGGCUUUACUGGCUGCAAAGAGGAGUAAAGACCCCAAUACUCAGGUGGGCGCCUGUAUAGUGAACCAGGAGAAUAAGAUCGUGGGGAUCGGUCAUAACCAGAUGCCAAACGGCUGUGAUGAUAAGCUGACAUGGGCCCGCGAUAGAACUAAAGAUAAUAAACAUCUCUACGUGUGCCACGCAGAGCUGAACGCCAUCAUGAACACUAACGGUGCGGAUGUGAAAGGAUGCAGCAUGUACGUGGCUCUGUUUCCCUGCAACGAGUGUGCCAAGCUCAUCAUCCAGGGAGGUAUAAAGGAAGUGAUUUAUCUCUCUGAUAUGUACAAAGACAGGGAUGAGUUUAAAGCCUCCAGAAGGAUGCUGGAGGGGGCAGGAAUUAAGCUCAGGCCGUUCGAGCUCGAGGGGACUGAGAUUGUCAUUGAUUUCCAAUAACAACAGUUAAGUGUCAAGCCAACCGACCCAAGAGACAUAAAGGAAACGGCCCACUUAGGGGAGCUGCUGAACGAGGAGAGGAAGAGGGGAAAGAGGAGGAGACUGAAAGGGACUUUGAUGCCUCGUUCCUGCAGGUCUUCAGGUGCAGGUGCCCCCUGCUUUGUCCAAAGAAAAACUCAAGGGCACCUCAACUUUGGUGUCUUUUGAUAUUUUGAUUCAAGAUAAUUUUACGGUCUGUGGUGGAGGGUCUAUAUGUCCUGCUUUUUUUCUUUAAAAAUCACUUAGGGGUGAAGGAAACAGGGGGGCUGUUGAUUUUUAAUCUUUGUGGAUCAGAUCGUCUCAUGUCCGUCAGGGGGUCAGCCCUAUGUUCCCACAGCCCAAUGGUCCCACAGCUCUAUGUUCCCACAGUCCAAUGGUCCCACAGCCUAUGUUCCCACAGUCCAAUGGUCCCACAGCUCUAUGUUCCCACAGCCCAAUGGUCCCACAGCUCUAUGUUCCCACAGCCCAAUGGUCCCACAGCUCUAUGUUCCCACAGCCCAAUGGUCCCACAGCUCUAUGUUCCCACAUUUCUAAAAAAAAAAAAAAUUUCACUGAAAAUUAGGCCUUAUGUUCCCACAUUUCUAUCCAUGAGCCUAUGACGCCUCCAGAGGGCUGGAAAGUGACUCCAAGCAUCCCAGGAGCACCCCCUCUCUAUGCCAACCUGGCUUUCCAGAGGUAUUGAUGCACUGCAAACUAUGGUUUGCGUCCAGUUGCUGCGCUUCUUUCGACUGAUCUGACUGGAAGCUAGUCAAUGCGAGGCCUCUGUGCUACUUAGUUUAGUUUGUUUAUUUAAAAGGACAAUGUGCACUUACAUUAAAUGUUUGCAAUAAACAAAGAGAUGGGUGCACCAGAUUUAGCUAAAAGCUACAUUCCAUACGUAGUCCAUUGCUACUGGAUAAUAGAUUGGGUGUAAUUGGCUACCAAAUUGGAAGAAAGGGGGAUAAAAUCUGAUACAAAUUUAUGAAAAAUGAAAUGUGGGAACAUAGGCACGCUCCCGUCUGUCUGCACAGGGGAACACCUGACACCUGCUUUUCUUUCUCCUUCAAACAAGGCACUUUGAAAUUAAUUUAUGGGACCUUUAACGUUAACGCUGGAAGUUUUCAGUAAAUCUUUUUAUUUUGGAAACGGGUAGAUUUUAAGCUUGCUGUCAAGGCACAAAAAGUGACAAAGUUCAUUUCCACUGAAUGUGAUUUUUGUUUUAUUGUUUGGUUUUAUGCAACUAAAGAUGGCCACACACUAGACGAUUUCAAAUUCUUAACUGAUUUUAAAAACACAGACAUACAGUUUCUAGGGAUUUUUAAUAUUAUAAUCCUCAGAACGCGCACACUAGACGACUCUGCCAGAGCGGGGGAGACCACACACCUGCCGUUUGAAGAAACGAUUUCAAAGAUACAAACAGACACACACACACAGGCUGCUCUCCCCCUCUGGCUCCACUGAUCCUGUCUCACACCUGUAUCGCCUCCUUUACUACCUCCAAUGGCGGCACAGAGGUGGGACCACUUCGUCCUCCAUUACACCUCCUUAACAUUCAUAAUGAAGGAGAAACAUCACAGGGGCGUAAAUAUCCCACCUUGAACAGUCAGUCUGAACUGGACCGGAGAGCAUAAAAACAUCGUCAACAUUUCAGUACUGAAUAGUUGUCAGUGUAUUUGUGUAAUUUAGACCGUGUGCAGGGUAUUAACCUGAAAUUCUUGUUCAUUAAAAACCCGACAUUAUCUGAUAUAUGGCCUGAGGAUGAUUAUUUUAGUUGCCAUGGUAUUGAAACAUAAUGAUAUCAUUUGAUUUUUACUAGACUUGUAUGGAAGUUAUGAUUCUGAUAUUGUGACAGUCCUUGUUGUAGUCAUGCAACUAAAACAAUAAAAUGAAAAAAUGUGUUCAUGGAA